Messenger RNA from Phymastichus coffea, 2779 nucleotides. RefSeq lists its product as uncharacterized. The transcript is spliced from 10 exons. Bases 163 to 2643 code for a protein of 826 amino acids. Lineage: Eukaryota; Metazoa; Arthropoda; Insecta; Hymenoptera; Eulophidae. Gene Ontology annotation, biological process: regulation of DNA-templated transcription. Gene Ontology annotation, molecular function: RNA binding; DNA-binding transcription factor activity. Gene Ontology annotation, cellular component: nucleoplasm. The record is from RefSeq and is a predicted model, not a curated record.
AGCGCGUCACUAUAGUAUACGUUCUGUCGAGGUCCUCAUUGCUCGGUCGGUUCCAUUCGACGGUCUGUACUCGUAGGGAUAAGACAGAUUUUGUUACUUCGUUGCCGUCUGACCUUUACAGUCUCAUUUGCUAUUUGCAUAAAUAGAAGUAGAAGCCUAGCUAUGACUGAACAAGAGAAUAAGGAUUUCAGCGAGGACGUCGCCGAACAAAACUUUGAGCAGAAUGGAGAAGCGGAAAAUGGCGAUCAGGAGAAUGCCGGUGCUGGAGGAGGCGAUGCUACCGAAAAUGGACAAGAAUCUCAGGAAGACAGGUCUGCUAAGGAAUUACAGGAUACACUGAAUGAUAGAAAGCUGUUUGUUGGUGGACUCAGCUGGGAGACAACAGAAAAAGAGCUGAGGAAUCAUUUCAGUCAGUUUGGUGACAUUGAAAGUAUCAAUGUCAAAACUGAUCCAUUCACUGGCCGUUCAAGGGGAUUUGCUUUCAUUGUAUUUUCCAAAGUUGAAUCUUUAGACAAGGCAAUGGCACAUGGUGAUCACAUCAUAAACAACAAGAAAGUUGACCCCAAAAAAGCCAAGGCAAAGGCACGCCAUGGUAAAAUUUUUGUUGGAGGUCUUUCUACCGAACUUUCAGAUGAUGACAUUAAGAAUUUCUUCAUUCAGUUUGGAACGAUCAUUGAUGUUGAGAUGCCAUUUGACAAGACGAAAAAUCAGAGAAAGGGUUUCUGUUUCAUAACUUUCGAGUCCGAACAAGUUGCUAACGAUUUGUUGAAAACUUCAAAACAAACAAUCAAUGGCAAAGAUGUUGAGGUGAAAAAAGCCACACCCAGGCCUGAAAUGGGAGGUAUGCGCGGAAUGGGUCGCGGAGGUCGAGGUGCUCGCGGUGGACGCGGCCGAGGCUUUGGUAGCCAAGGUGGAUGGGGCCAGGGUGGUUAUGGCGGUGGUUAUGGCCAAGGCGGAUAUGGAGGAGGAUACGGUGGAGGCUAUGAUGGUUAUGGGGGAAAUUACGACUACUACGGAGGUGGCUAUGGAGGCUACGGUGGUUAUGACUACAGUGGAUACGACGGCUAUGGCUAUGGCGGUGGUAGUUACGAUGGUGGCUACAGUGGUGGGCGCGGUGGUGCACGCGGCAAAGGAGGCUCAGGCUUUGGCGGAAAACAGAGAGGUGGUGGCCGUCAAAACCAGAGGCACCAGCCCCUCGCAGCUCCGUCACACGUUAGCGUACAAGCGCGCACUUGCGCUCGGCAACCGAGUUGUAGCCAUCAGCAGCAGCAGCAGCAGCAGCAACAGCAGCACAAGCAGCCAGGCAAGGCGCGCUCGGCACGUGCAGCCCAUCGGGACGAGGACGGCCGCAGCGACAGUGAUUCGAUAUCGCCAGUUCGGUGCAGUGGCUCACCCCGACCCGAGCAAAAAGGGACCGAAGAGAGCAGGAUCGAUCAUCGCGAGGGUCGCGCGUCGAUGGAUUCACCCAACAUGUACGACGCGCAAGCUCACCAAGUGGGCCAGCAGCAGCUGCAGGCCGAGUUGAAAAAGUCGAGCCAGCUGCUGGGCCAACAGAACAACAACAACAACAACAGCAACAAUAAUAACAACAACAAUAACAACAACAACAGCAGCCUGCAGGUAAAUCACAAUCAGGCCUUGAAUGGCGUAAGCAAAGUAUCGGCUUCAAAAGCCUCUGUUCACCAGCAGUACGCGGAGCACUGCGCGGUCGCCGGCGAACUGAUCGAUCUGAACAACCCCGAAAUGACGGUGGACCUGCAGCAGAUGAUCGACGACUCGCACUUCAACGACGGCCUGCUCGACAUGCUGGGCGCGGCGAGCAACGGCAUCGUGGCCGCGGGCCUGAAGCACGCGGCCGCGGCGCGACUGCCGCUCGUCGGCGCGGGCGCCAACGGCCAGUCGCCGUACGCGCGCCAGGCCGCGGCCGCGCUCGCCUACAUGCCGCAGCCGGUGCACAGCGCCGCGGCCGCGGCCGGCAGCUACCACCACGCGGCCAGCAGCCACAACAGCUGCAGCGACAGCAACAGCUCGAGCAGCGAGUCGCCGAGCAUCAAGGAGGAGCCCAUCGACCCCAGCGACUACCGGCGCCACUGCCAGCAGUACGCGCCCGCGCCCGCCUACGCGCCCGCCGCCGGGCCGUUCGCGGCCGGCGCGCAGCAGCAGCAGCAGCAGCCGCCGCAGCAGCAGCCCACCUUCACGACGCUCACGCCCUCGGGCCUGGGCCACGCGCUGCACGCGCAGCCGGCGCCGCAGGCCCACCCGCAGCCGCCGCACCAGCAGCCGCGCGCGCCCGGCGCGCUCAAGCAGGCCGGCCUGCUGGGCCCGCAGGCCGCCGCGGCCGGGCGCAAGCAGAGCAAGUCCGUGGACAAGGCCAGCGACGAGUACCGGCGGCGCCGCGAGCGCAACAACAUCGCCGUGCGCAAGUCGCGCGAGAAGGCCAAGGUGCGCUCGCGCGAGACCGAGGAGCGCGUGAAGCACCUCGUCAAGGAGAACGACGUGCUGCGCAAGAAGGUGGAGAUCCUCACCGAGGAGCUCAACGUGCUGCGCUCGCUCUUCAGCAGCGUGGGCGUGCUGCCGGAGCCGCUGCAGCGCGAGAUCUCCAGGCACAUCGACCAGUUCCAGCAGCACGUGCAGCCCAUGUAGCGCCCGCCCUAGUGCCCGCCGCGCUCGCCGCGCUCGCGGGCCCUCCUCUGUACCAUAGCCCCCGAUGCGCUCUCUCUUGCUCCGCGCGCCCCGCCCAAGUUACCACUCUCGAGCCACCCUCGAGCCCCGCUACUGC